This is a messenger RNA of Arabis nemorensis, 369 nucleotides long. Lineage: Eukaryota; Viridiplantae; Streptophyta; Magnoliopsida; Brassicales; Brassicaceae. The record is from the annotation of a GenBank genome assembly.
AUGGAAAAAUCGAUGUUACGCCAGCGCUCGCUUCUCCGGGCAUGGAAGCAAGCCGGAGAUCAGCCGCAAUACCUUCGGCAUCUCCCCGAUGCUGCGUCUUUCCAUCUUGGUGAAAUUGUUCUCAAGCUUUCGGGGUCGAUUAACUCGGUUGCAGAUCGCAGUUUCGACACUACCGGAUCCGGUUCGGAUUCUCUACUCAAUACGGUCCGCCGUCGAUUGCAUAAGGAAACAGAGAGUAGGGUGGGCAAAGCUUCCUUUGUUUACGCGGACCAGUUAAUGCAGAAACCAAAUCCGAGAUCUGAAUGUUCUGGUUUUGGUAUCUCCCUCAUCAAAGAUAAUCAAUCAGACUGGAUUGGAUACGAUGAUUAA